AUGUGUUCCACUGCUCCAAUGGAGGGAGAGGCUGGGGGCUGUGGUGGGGGUAACCAGGGAGAGGCAGGGGGCUGUGGUGGGGAGAGGCAGGGGGCUGUGGUGGGGGUCACCAGGGAGAGGCAGGGGGCUGGGGUGAGGGUCACCAGGGAGAGUCAGGGUGCUGUGGUGAGGGUCACCAGGGAGAGGCAGGGGGCUGUGGUGAGGGUCACCAGGGAGAGGCAGGGGGCUGUGGUGAGGGUCACCAGGGAGAGGCAGGGGGCUGUGGUGAGGGUCACCAGGGAGAGGCAGGGGGCUGUGGUGAGGGUCACCAGGGAGAGGAAGGGGGCUGUGGUGAGGGUCACCAGGGAGAGGCAGGGGGCUAUGGUGAGGCCUGGCACCCGUUUAACCCUCAGCAUGGCACCCGUCUGGCCCUCAGCCUGGCACCUGUUUAACCCUCAGCCUGGCACCCGUUUAACCCUCAACAUGGCACCCGUCUGGCCCUCAGCCUGGCACCCGUUUAACCCUCAGCAUGGCACCCGUUUGGCCCUCAGCUUGGCACCCGUUUGGCCCUCAGCCUGGCACCCGUUUAACCCUCAGCCUGGCACCCUUAAGAAGGACCAGGAGGGAGUGGAGGAGAAGAAGAUGACUAAGAAGGUGAAGGAGCUGAAGGUGUUGGACUCCAAGUCCUCCCAGAACCUCUCCAUCUUCCUGGGCUCGUUCCGUAUGCCCUACGAGGAGAUUAAGAAUGUCAUCCUGGAGAUCAACGAGAAGCUGCUUUCUGAGUCCAUGGUGCAGAAUCUGAUCAAGCAGUUGCCAGAACAGGAGACGCUGAAUGUUCUGGGGGAGAUGAAGGAUGAGUAUGAAGACUUGGCAGAGGCUGAGCAGUUUGGAGUCGUGAUGUCGACAGUGAAGCGUCUGAAGCCCCGGCUGACGGCCAUCUUGUUCCGGCUGCAGUUUGAAGAGCAGCUGAACAACAUCAAGCCGGAUGUGGUGUCCGUGACGGCGGCCUGCGAGGAACUGAAGAAGAGCACCACCUUCUCCCAGCUGCUGCAGAUCAUCCUGCUGGUGGGCAACUACAUGAACGCUGGUUCCCGCAACGCCAAGGCCUUUGGAUUCAGCAUCAGCUACCUCUGCAAGCUGCGGGACACCAAGACAACUGACCUGAAGCAGACUCUCCUGCACUUCCUGGCUGACGUGUGUCAGGAGCAGUACCCCGACGUCCUGACGUUCCCUGACGAACUUGUUCACGUAGAGAAGGCUAGCCGAGUGUCGGCUGAGACCCUGCAGAAAAACCUGGUGCAGAUGGGCUGUGCGUUGAAGACUCUGGACAAAGAUCUGGAGACCUUCCCUCCUCCACAGAGUGAUAGGGACAUGUUUGUGGAGAAAAUGACUAGCUUUGUGGCCAGUGCUAAAGAGCAACAUGAGAAGUUGGACAUGAUGCAUAAGAACAUGGAGAAGCAGUACUCCGACCUGGGGAACUACUUUGUGUUCGACCCUCGCAAGAUUUCUGUCGAAGAGUUCUUCGGUGACCUCAACAACUUCAAGAACAUGUUCCAGCAAGCGGUGAAGGAGAAUGCGAAGAGGAGGGAGUCAGAGGAGAAGAUCAGGAGAGCCAAGCUGGCCAAGGAGAAGGCUGACAGAGAGAAGGAGGAGAAACAGAAGAGAAGCCAACAACUGGACCUCAACGCAGAGGGUGAUGAGACUGGUAUCAUGGACGACCUGAUGGAGGCGCUGCAGUCUGGGGCUGCCUUCAGGAGGAAGAGAGGACCACGACAAGCUGCCAACCGGAGAGCUGGUCAUGCAGUGACGAACAUCUUGGCCAAAGAGUUGAUGCAGGAGGACACCGCACCCCGCUUCAGCAAACCACCCAAUAAGAAGACCAAGAUGGCGCAGAUGGAGGAGCCUAGCAUAGAGGGGGCGGGGUCACUAGAGGACCUCUUAGAGGACAGUCUAUCACGGUCCAAUUAAAGGAGAUGGGUGGAAGUUUGCCCUUAGCCACAGAUCUAGGAUAAGCUCGUCUUACUCAUAUCCUAACCUUAACCAUAGAGAAAUAUAGAAACUGUUCUUCAAUCAGUGUCUAAGGGCAACUUCAUCCUCCUGCCAGUUGAAGGAUGAGUCUGUGCCCAUUGUCCUUCAUGGGACCACUGGAUUGGACAUGCUGGGACUGAAGGAGCCAAUGGGUGAGGGCGGGGCUUUCACCAUGACACAGUCCCAGGGUUUUCCACGCUGAGGGACGACUCUUGCUUUGCCAUAUAAACAUAUCCCUGUUCAAGCAUCAGCAUCUGCACACAUCCACUGCACUCUCUAUUUCUCUCACACACAUCUACUGCACUCUGUCUAUAUUUCUCACACACACACACACACACACACACACACAAACUAUCGGUCUACUUUCCUCUGUCUGAAGUGCAUCGUGAGAAUCCAAAGACGGUGGGGAUGUCCUGCUGUAUGGAAGCCCUGGGUGGUUUUUGGAACACUUCUUUUCCCACGUGGUUUGAUUUAAAACCUAUUCAAUGUUGCUCUUUAAUUGUCAAAUAUACUGUAUGCUAAUGUUGUGCUGUAUACUGUAUGUUUAUAAAAGAAACAGGUGCCAACCAAUACAAUUCCAAGCUUCACAUUUCAGCUGUCGUGUUGUACAAUAGGGUUAGGGUGGACCAAACAAAAUCCUUCUACCUUAAAGUGUGUGUGUCUGUCUGUCUUUCUGUGUGUCUGUCUGUCUGUUUGUCUCUGUCUGUGUCUCUCCCUUUUGCUCUCUCUCUGUGUGUUUAUAUGAUAUCACAUGUUGAGUUUGUUCCACAAUCCUCAUCUCCACUGUUCUAUCUCCCUGGUUGACAGGGAGGAGUCACUGAUUUACUGGCUAUAUUUAGAGCACUCAUGGGCUUUCUCGUGGCUUUUCUCGUGGCUUUUCUCGUGGCUUUUCUCGUGGCUUUUCUCGUGGCUUUUCUCGUGGGCUUUUCUCGUGGGCUUUUCUCGUGGGCUUUUCUCAUGGGCUUUCUCGUGGGCUUUCUUAUGGGCUUUCUCGUGGGCUUUCUCGUGGGCUUUCUCAUGGGCUUUCUCGUGGCCUUUCUCGUGGCCUUUCUCGUGGCCUUUCUCGUGGCCUUUCUCGUGGCCUUUCUCGUGGGCUUUCUCAUGUAAGUCACUUUGGAUAAAAGCAUCUGCUAAAUGGCAUAUUAUACAUUAUUAUGAAAAGAGAAGUGUGUGUGUCUAGCGCUGUAUGUGUGUGUGUGUAAUGGGGGUUGUUUGUGCAUUUAUGUAGUGUGUGUGUGUGUGUCAGUUUGUGCAUGGGUAUGUUCUGUCUGUAAAUUCUGUCCGCUACUGCCUCUGUCUGCUGUCAGCAUAACUGCUAGAUUUCAUAAACAGAGCUGUGGUCUUUCUGCUGAGGUUACUGGAGGACCUGCCCAAAAACUGCUGAGAUGUGUUUGUGUUGUGUGUGUCCCAGUGUGUGUGUUUUGCCCUUUUAGACAGCAGCACCUGUUGCUUAAUGUCUGGACUUGCUUUUCUCUAUUCCGUAGCCAUCAGCAAAUGUUGCUGCCGCAACGCUAGUAUUGUGAGGAGUAGUUCUGUCACCUGCCUCAUGCAAUAACCAAUCCCUAUGCAAAUAUAACACAUCCCUACCGCUGAUCUCAAGUCAGUCUCAAGCGGUUUGAACAUCUGCAUGUUCAAACCUCUGUGGUUUCCAUAAGUACUGAUCAGUUUGUACUGUAGAGACAAGCACAAGUUGUUUAAGGGCUGUUACCAAGACAACAUGUUGUUGUUGUCGAGCUGAGAGAUGAGUUCAUGGUAAUUGUUGAUUCCUACAAAGGUAUUAAAAGGACCAACGUUACCACAAUGUUUGUGACGUGAUACAUUUCCAGCUUAUCCUCCAGUCAGUCAAAUGCUGGGGAGAAUGUCUGACUGGAGACAUUUAGCCCUCAGAUAGGGAUUGUUCGCCAGAAACACAACUACAACAUUGUGUCAACCGCAAGACAGCGUUCCUUGUGCAAAUUAGUUAUUUCAUGUAAUCCUAUAUCUAUUGAAUUUCUCUUUCAAACGUUGCUGAGAGGUUAAAAAACAGACUAGAAAAUCAUUAUUUUCCAUUUAUUUUCAUUGUCUUUUUUUUUCUUCAUUUGAUUAGUUUGUUUUCAAUGUCAAUUUUUACUCUUGUUUGUUUUAAUGCUAGUGAGGUUUCAUUUUGUUUUGAGAGAUAUCACUGUGGUAAUGUGUAUAUGGUAUUAUGUAUGAAGUCCUUCUGUUAAAAUAUCGUCAAUAAGAAUGUCUGAGGAUUAUUUUGUACGA
Molecule: messenger RNA, 4254 nt
Organism: Oncorhynchus keta (chum salmon)
Lineage: Eukaryota; Metazoa; Chordata; Actinopteri; Salmoniformes; Salmonidae
Gene: diaph1
Product: protein diaphanous homolog 1
Exons: 13
Coding region: 1-1947 (648 amino acids)
Biological process (GO): actin filament polymerization
Cellular component (GO): cytoplasm; actin filament
Molecular function (GO): microtubule binding; actin binding
Source: RefSeq, a predicted model, not a curated record